Messenger RNA from Chrysochloris asiatica (Cape golden mole), 888 nucleotides. RefSeq names its product testis expressed 26 (gene TEX26). The coding region runs from base 1 to 888 and encodes 295 amino acids. Gene Ontology annotation, cellular component: cytoplasm. Lineage: Eukaryota; Metazoa; Chordata; Mammalia; Afrosoricida; Chrysochloridae. The record is from RefSeq and is a predicted model, not a curated record. The transcript has 7 exons.
AUGGCACAGCCUGGACCCAAGGUUCCGUGCCCCGUUCAAUGCUGCCACAAGAUCCAGCCAAGUGAUACCGACUGGAACUCCUACGCAACCACAAUGAGGACUGCAUUCACUCCCAAGACAGCAGUGGUGCCGGAUUUAAUUCGUAAGAAAAGUAUCCGAAGAUUAGGAUAUACAUACUCGCUUGAUGACCCCAUCCCCAAUCAGACCCAUUACAAUGAUGAGUACAGCUGGAAAUCGUGCUCUAAAGAAGAUUUGAUCUACACCGGAACUGAUAGAGGAAUCAAAAGGCACAAAUUCCACCCCAGUCAAGGAUUCUGUCAGUGGACCCUGCCUGCCGGUCAUCGCUCUCCAGCACUAACAGAUAACUGCUUCCCUUGGAAGGCUACAUCGAUGGAGGACGUUAAGAGAGCUCUAUCCAAUCAGUUUGUGUCCAUUAUGAAGAGGGACUAUGUGGACAGAGCCAAAGCUCAGAAGCUUAAGCAAAGUUCUCAAGAGGCACUUGAGUGGAAAAAGUCACUUCCCCAACCUCAAGAAACAGAAUUUCGACGGAAUUACCAAAUACCAGCCCAAAUGCCUGAGUAUCAGAAUUUUAGUUUCAAAUACGGGUGCUACUCAAGCCAGGCUGUUGCUUCUCAGGGUAUAGUCCCUUCUGUGCUUCACAGCUUCAUGAGGAACCAGGGGCUUGUCAAGAAUCAGACCACAUACCAGAGUCAUUUUGGAAAUGCCUGCUUGGAUUUCUUAAUGAUUUUAAACUCACUUAACCCCUCUCAGAUCACAAAAUACCUGAACAAGGCUUCCUACAAAGACAGACAAAUUCUUGAACGCUUCAUUCAUUCUCAUUGUGACCCCGAUCAAGGAAGGCACAGAAAAGGACAGUCGAUCGAAUGA